This is a messenger RNA of Uncinocarpus reesii 1704, 2190 nucleotides long. RefSeq lists its product as uncharacterized. Gene Ontology annotation, biological process: actin cytoskeleton organization. The record is from RefSeq and is a predicted model, not a curated record. Bases 1 to 2190 code for a protein of 729 amino acids. Lineage: Eukaryota; Fungi; Ascomycota; Eurotiomycetes; Onygenales; Onygenaceae. Gene Ontology annotation, molecular function: actin binding. The transcript has 4 exons.
AUGGCCGCAUUGGUUCAAACAAUCCCUCAGCAAGCUAGUACAAUCACCUUGCUCCAACCCCGUCCUGCUUCCGCUUCCGGCGCCACACAACUCCAAUCCCAGCAGCACCACCCGCAGUAUCAAAUGGCCCGCAAUACCCAGCACCACCGCCAAUCUUACAGUGGUGUUGGUCCCAUCACCGGCUACAGACACCCUCCCUCCUCCACACAACCUGUCGCCCCUUAUGCCUUCACCAGCACUCCUAGCUUGGCCAACUCGGGUAACCAAUCACCCCAGCUCCGCCCCAAUUCGCUCUCGCAACUCAAAGCCGACAGCUGGAGUCAUUCAUCGCAGACAGACCUCACCCCUGCAUAUCCCGGCGCCGUUCCCCCUCGUGCGCAUUACCAUCAUGCUGCUGGUUCGGUAUCCACUAAUUCUUCGGCGUCGGUUACGUCGUCCGCCCAUUCUUUUCGUUCCAAGGAUGACUCGGCUCUACCUUCUCGUCAAGUAAAACGGGAGCGUGCCCCGCGUCCGUUGUCCACUGUAGACUUGUCUCUUCCGCCCAUCUCCUUGCUCACGCCUCCAGCCCCAUCUUCUCCUUCUGCAAAACCUUCUCCAGAUCGAUAUCGUCGUGGUCAGCGACGCACCGAACAGCUGGCCAACUCCAAUGCCCCAUCUGCCUCAGUCACGGUUGGCACGGUUCCAUUAAGCCCUUCAGCGACUUCUGACGCAGCCUUGGGCGAAAAAUACCCAGCCUUGUCGCUUUCUCGACCGGAGAAUCCAGAACUGAAGCCCAGCUUCUCUCAACACAACAGAAAUGCCAGUGCUGACAAUGUUCCUACUACUGAGAAAGCGACCCCGGAACUUGCUAAGAGGUACCGACUCUCCAUUGGGGUCGCAAGAGCAAACAGGUUUCCUCUGAAAACCCAGGGAUCUUUGAACGUCAAGGUUCUGGAAACUCCCUCUCGUUCGUCGAGUUUGGCCAACAAACAACCCGUCACCUCCAGUCAAUCUUCGAAAUCAGCCACCACAACACCACGACCCGUGGAAGUUUCACAACGCGGUACUUCUUCCCCACUUUCGAAACCCGUCGUUAUGGAAGCGGAUAACGCAAAGGCGAGAACAGAGGGAAUAUCUCGAGAUCAUCCCUCAGAUCAGGCCAAGUUCCAAAGCCCCGCUGCAAAGCGGCUCAGCGAGAUUUCGAAGAAAGGUGGAAAGGCUGGCAAGUCAAGGCUUCGUCGAGCACUCUCUUUCAGCAGUGUUGCAGAACUUCGAAGUGCUUCGUCGCCUGAUAACCCCGAAAUGACUCGCAAACAGCAGCUUGAUGAAGAAUUGGGAGCUGAACAAGCUGCCAUUGCCCAGAAACAAGAAGCUGGUGGUCUUGGUGAAAACAUCUACUCAGGCCAACGCCAUUUCUUCACCGGAUCAACGGAUAAUAUUUCGGUCUCUUCAACUGCAUCGUCUGCCUCUAUCAUGCUGCGCAAAAUGGGCAAAGGAGUCAAACGAUCCACUCGAUCGCUCGUAGGGUUGUUCCGGCCAAAGUCUCUACAUAAUGUGUCACUUGAGUCGGAGCCGAUGGUGCCUCAGGUCUCGCGGGUCACAGUGGAAGCCCAGCUCGAAAGUGCAACUUCUGCCAUCCCCAGUUUACCCCGUGAACCUCCGGCGAUUGAACGAAACUCAGUGGACACCGCCAACUCUAAAAGGAGUGCCGACAGGGAUGAAAAUAUUCGCUCGCGAAAGAGCAUUUUGGGUGGUGAUAAGGAGAGAGCUGAGAUUCUUGCCGCCGUGAAAAAAGGCAUACUCAAAAAAACCAUGCCCGGCGGUUGUUCCCCCGUCAUGCGCCCGUCAGAUUCCCACUUUUCCGAGUCUCCUCGUUCCAGUGCUCCUACCACGCCCCGCGAUGAUCGGCCGCCCGGUUCUGGUCAUCGUCGCACUGACUCCGUAAUGAUUGAUGGCGAUGAAUACUUCCUUCCGGGAGGCCGCUUUAGUGCCAGUCGCGCAAACAGCGCCCCUGCUACCCCUCAAAAUGCAUCCAGAAAUAUUUCUUUUAGCCCUAGAAUCCAGUUUCAUGAUACCUGGCCCAGCGGCGAGUAUGAUCGUCGUGGGGAUAUCGCGACUUGCAAUCGGUUGACUCCUCUUUUGGCUCAGCAGAUCAAGGAGGAGCUUAAUACUUUCAAAAUGGUACGCCUCUUUGGCUUCAUCUCUGGUUAA